Messenger RNA from Camellia sinensis, 4430 nucleotides. The record is from RefSeq and is a predicted model, not a curated record. Lineage: Eukaryota; Viridiplantae; Streptophyta; Magnoliopsida; Ericales; Theaceae.
AAUCUAAUCACGGACUAGAAUGAGGCGAAAUCCUUUAAGCUUUAUAUCUGUAAAUACUUUCUCUCCCUCAUUUUCACAACCCUCUCUCUCUCUCUCUCUCUCUCUCUGAAGAAAUCUUUCCCUGCACCCUCUAUCUCUCUCACUAUCCUUGAAGAAAUCCCUAGCCUCCACGCCAUUCGCAACACCACCCUUGAAGACUCGAAAUUGUGGUUCACAAGAAAAGCUCGUGAAACCCUAGCAUGUAGUAGGCACUGUUUGGCGCAAUUGGUGAUUGCUCAGUAGUAUUACAUCGCUUCCUUUGUCAUCCACUUCAGACGGCUCCCUUUUGUUCUUGUUGUGCUACUUCUCAAAUCCAAGCAUCAGCAGAAGAACAAGUUUAAAUGGCUGAGGGAAUUGGUUUCUCCUGUUUGGGGAAAGCUCUGGGGGGCAUUGGAGAGUACUUGGUUGCUCCGAUCUGCCGACAGUUUGGUUAUCUGUUUCGCUUCAACGCCAACAUUCAAAAUCUUGAGACUCAAUUGGACAGCCUAAAAGUAACAAGAGAAGGGGUUCAACUAGGGGUGGAUGAAACACGCAACAAUGUCAGAACCGUUGGACCUCAUCUUGAGGCAUGGCUGACUAAAGCCAAUGACAACACAGCAGAGGCAGAGACAAUUAUUAAAGACAAGGCCCAAGUUCAAAAGGGGUGUUUCAAUGGGUGGUGUCCAAAUCUCAAGUUGCGUUACUCACUGAGCAGGAAAGCCGUGAAGAAGACUCAAGAACUUGCUCUUCUCCAUGGUGAGGGUAGCAACUACACUCAGUCGUCCUACAAUCCACCACCACCAAGCAUAGAACCUAUACCUACAACAACAAAAUUCCAGGGGUUUGAUUCUCGAAUUCUGGUCAUGAACGAGAUCAUUGAGGCUUUGAAAGAUGAUGGGAUCCACUUGAUUGGGAUAUGUGGGAUGGGCGGAAUGGGCAAGACAACAAUGGCAGAAGAAGUUGCAAAAAGAACCAAAAAUCUCUUCAAUGAAUUUCCAAUGGCAGUUGUCGGCCAAGAGCCAGACCUAACUAAGGUUCAAGGGUGCAUUGCAGACAUGUUGGGUCUCAAACUUGAUGACAGGGAGAGCCCGAUAGCAAGAGCAUGUCUCCUACGCAAGAGACUUCUGCUAGACAAUAAGAAAAUUCUUGUCACAUUGGAUGACAUCUGGGAAGAAUUUGAUCUAGAGAAGUUGGGAUUUCCUUUGGAAGGAGGCAGCAACAAGAGUUGUAAGAUCCUUUUCACUACACGAAAUCGAAAUAUGUGGAAAGGAAUACAAAAUAAAAGGUAUAUCCAACUUGAAGUCCUAGUGGGUAAAGAACCAUGGCAUCUCUUUAGAGAGAAGGUAGGCAAUUGUGCAGACGACCUUGAUCUGCUACCACUAGCAAAACAGAUUGUAAAUGAAUGUGGAGGUUUACCACUUGCCCUCAUAACUAUCGGAAGGGCUCUUACAAAUGAACACAACCAACAUCAUUGGAAUAAUGCGCUUCAACAACUAAGAACCCCUUGUUUAGAAAGUUUGUCGUCAGAAGUGCCUGCAAAAGUGUAUCAAGCUCUAUAUUUUAGUUACAAUUUUCUACAAGAUGAGAGAGCCAAGAAGCUGUUUCUGCUCUGUUGCUUGUUUCCAGAAGACUAUGAAAUUCCUAUUGAGGAUUUGGUUAGAUACGGAAUUGGAUUGCGGUGGUUUGAAGGCAUCGACAAAGUGGAUGAAGUAAGAGAUCGAGUGAAUGUCUUAGUUGAUCAACUUAGAAGUUGUUAUUUAUUGUUGGAUGGUCAUCGCGAGUUCCUAAUAAAAAUGCACGAUGUAGUGCGCGAUGUCGCCAUAUCAAUUGCGGCUAAAGAUAAGCAUGGUUUUGUGAUAAUCCAUGGUGCCAAAUCGAGAGAGUGGCCAAAGAAGCCGACAUAUGAGCUUAACACUUCCAUUUCGGUGAUAUCAAGUGAAAUUAAAGAGUUUCCAGGAGGAUUGAGAUGCUCAAAACUUGAGUUUUUACUAAUACGAUGCCAGAAUAGUUUGCUAAAAAUACCAAGCAAUUUUUUUGAGGGCAUGGGGGAACUCAAAGUUUUGGACCUGAGCAUCCCGAUAAACAUCUCGUUACUGCCGUCAUCACUGCAAUUCUUGAGAAACCUGUUGACAUUGCAUCUUGAUGACAGUCAGAAUUUCGAUAAUAUAUCUGUAAUUGGAAAGCUAUUGAAUCUGGAAAUCCUCACCUUUCGUCAAUCCCACAUUGAGGAGUUACCUGAGGAAAUAGGAGGACUGGUUAAUUUAAAGUUGUUAGAUCUGACAAGUUGUCAUAAACUUAAAAGAAUAGCACCUGGUGUCAUAUCAGCCCUAGUUCAAUUACAAGAGUUGUACAUGACUGGCUGCGAAAUCAUUUGGGAACGAGAAGGCAAGGAAGGAGGAGAAAAUACGAGCUUUAGAGAGUUUGAAUCCUUGUCCAAUUUGAAUACUUUAGAGAUUACUAUAGAAGACGUCGUGUGUUUGCCAAGAAUCCCAUUGUUUAGCAAAUUGACAAAAUACUCAAUUAUCAUAGGUUAUGAUGCCAGCUCUUUUUUUUCUGAAGAAUACAUAACUAGGUUCCGAAGGCUUUUUAUUCUCAGACUUCAUGACACGUGUACUACCCCGUUAGAAUGUGGUGGGAUCAAUUCGUUGUUAAGGAGUAGUGCAGUUCUAGAGUUACAGGGGGAGGGUUCAAAAGAUGCAGUGCAAGAGUUGUUUCGAGAGGGAGUUGAAGGACUCCAACACUUGAAGGAACUACGUAUUUAUGAUUGUGCUACACCAGAAUAUCUUGUCAAUACAAUGGAAUGGGUCCCGCAUACACCUAAUGCUAUUCCUCCUAUUUUUCCUAUCCUGGAGAAAUUAGAGCUCGUUGAUCUACCCAAUUUAAGAAAGAUAUGUCACUGCCAACUUCCAACCGGCACUUCUGGAAAACUAAAACAUCUUCAAAUCAUGAAUUGUGAUAGAUUGGAAGAAGUUAUCUGGAAGGAAAAAGGAGAAGAUGAUGUAACAAACAAGAUGGAGUUUCCAGUGUUAGAAUGCAUGAUCUUGGAGAAUCUACCAAUGCUCAUUGGCUUUUGCAGAGGGACUGACGAGAUUAAGUUCCCUCAACUGAAGAAAUUGCGUCUUCGGAAACUACCACAACUCAAGUGGCUCUUCCUCAAUAGCAGUAAUCCGUAUUCAGAGUCAAUGGAAAACCACAAUGCUACCUUCCUAUCUCUUUUCCCCCACAAGGUUUCACUACCUAGCUUGGAGCGACUAGAACUCAACGAUCUUGACAAUCUGGAAGGGCUAGAACACAUUCCAAUCUCAGUGGGUUCCUUUUCAAAGAGAGAUCCCAUUGGAUUUAAGUACAUUUCACAAUUAAGUAUCCUACGUGUUCAUGACUGUAAUAAAUUGAGAUAUCUAUUCCCACAUUCCACGAUGAAGUGUAUGUUACAACUCCAAGAAUUGGACAUACGUAAAUGUAAAAUGAUGUCAAGGAUUGUUGCAGAUGAGAAAGGGCAGGGCAAAAGCUCGGUGGAUAAAAUUGAGUUCACUCAAUUGAAAAUUUUGCAACUUUAUGAUCUACCGAACCUUGAGAGUUUCUUCCCCAAAGUGAUUGCUACUUCGGCUACAUCAACGGAACGCGUCCAAAAUGUCAUGCGAACUCUAUUCAAUGAGAAGGUUGCAUUCCCUAGCUUGGAGGAAUUGAAACUGGAUAGAUUUCGGAACAUGAACGAAAUAUGGUGCAAUCAACUUCAGACCGGCUCGUUCAACAAACUAUUUAGCCUGGAUGUCUCAGAUUGUGACAGUUUGAGAAAUAUGUUCUCUCCUUUUAUGGCCAGACAUCUUGUGCAUCUAAAAAGGCUAGUCAUAAUUAGAUGCUCGAUGAUGGAAGAAGUAGUUGCAACGGAGGAAGAAGAAGGAGGAAGGAUAAACAGAACUCCAUUGCCUAAAUUGGAGUAUUUGGAACUCAAAGAUCUACCAGAGCUCAAGAGUUUUUGCCACGUUACUCAUGAUUGGGAAUUGCCUUUGGUAGAACACAUCACUAUCCUUAAAUGCCCUAAAUUGAAGACCUUCUCUCCUGGAGUCAUAUGCACCCCAAAGUUGCAACGUGUAUUUGUGAAGGACCAAAAGUACGCGCGGUUUAUAGGCGUAAAAGAAGAAGACUGGCUAUGGAUAAGUGACCUUAAUCAAACCAUACUGCACCUAAUUGAAAAGUAACAAGAAGAAUAAUUGCAAAAGCAGCAACAGGAAGGAAAAAAUGAAGAAACUUGUGAGACUUCUGAACGUGCUACAAUUGCAAAAGCAGCAACAGUGUAUCAUCAUUCAGUUUCAUUUUGAUGAACGUGCUACGAUUUUUAUUUUCUUUCAUUACAUUGGUUAUACUGCUGAACUUUUAAAUUAAAAUUCUAUUUAUGAACACAUAAUUAUUUA